Molecule: messenger RNA, 309 nt
Organism: Pyrus x bretschneideri (Chinese white pear)
Lineage: Eukaryota; Viridiplantae; Streptophyta; Magnoliopsida; Rosales; Rosaceae
Product: auxin-responsive protein SAUR40-like
Exons: 1
Coding region: 1-309 (102 amino acids)
Biological process (GO): response to auxin
Source: RefSeq, a predicted model, not a curated record
AUGGGGAUUAGAAACAGCAAGUUGUUAAGCCAGUUGAUUGAAGCUCAAGGAGUGAAAAGACUGAGAAGCCCUUCAAUGACACCAAAAGGUUAUGUGCCUGUUUGUGUUGGUGUAGAUGGUGAUACGAAGCGUUUCAUGGUUCAUACCACGUUGCUUCACCAUGCGGAUUUCUUGGAGCUGUUGCAUAAGUCAGCGGAGGAAUAUGGUUUGUGCAAUGACGGGGUUUUGAGGAUUCCAUAUGAAGCCAAGGAUUUUGAGGAGCACUGGAUGAUAAGAAGGUCCAAGAUUUACAAGGUUGAAGCAGUUUAA